AUGGAUCCAACUAGCCAAACGAAAAUGACGCAAAGCAAAGGGAAAGAAAAAGAAACACAAAUUGUCCAAAAAGAGGCAGAUAAUAAUUCAGGGCCUAGCAGUGACAAAGGAAAAGGGAAAGAGAUAGGGCAGCACUCUAAAUCGAGCUUGAAAAAAUACGCAAAUCAACCUUUACAGGACAAGGAGUCCGAUCUAGAUACGGAAAACGAGAGUGACGUAGAGGCGGGAACAUGGAAAGGAACUGGGGAUACUACAGAAGAGUUUGCUCCUGAAAGUGAACAACAGACAGAGGGCUAUGUACAGCCUGACCUUUUCAAGGGGCAACUCGCUAGCGCUGAGCAGCGCAAUAAUCGUCAGCCAAAUAUCAGACUAGAGAGAAUUAAAAAGCACUAG
Messenger RNA from Exserohilum turcica Et28A, 393 nucleotides. RefSeq lists its product as uncharacterized. The record is from RefSeq and is a predicted model, not a curated record. The transcript has 2 exons. The coding region runs from base 1 to 393 and encodes 130 amino acids. NCBI's taxonomy places the organism in Eukaryota, Fungi, Ascomycota, Dothideomycetes, Pleosporales, Pleosporaceae.